Molecule: messenger RNA, 2436 nt
Organism: Abrus precatorius (Indian licorice)
Lineage: Eukaryota; Viridiplantae; Streptophyta; Magnoliopsida; Fabales; Fabaceae
Exons: 9
Coding region: 758-2095 (445 amino acids)
Molecular function (GO): protein binding
Source: RefSeq, a predicted model, not a curated record
AAUUUCUUCUUUAUUUUUCAUUUCUGCUCAACGUUUCUUUCUUCUAAUUUUUUUUACGCGUAUUUUAUUAACUUUGGAUAAAAACCACUUUUGGUUUUUGUUGUGAAAUUCGUGUUCUAUUAUCGGGAAAUUCUAGAUGAAUUUGAGAAAUUAUCAUAAAAAGGAUGCCAUUAUUUUUUUUUUAAAUUGGGGGUUAUUUUAUUUCUAUUGGAACUCUAAAAUCUGGGUUGUAUAUAGGUUGUUAAAUUUCAGAUGAAUUUGGAAAAACUGUUCAAUUUUUCCUUUUUGGUUUUUUAUAAAUUCCCUUGAUUUUGUUGUAUUAUUUUUUAGGUUGUUAUAUUAGAACCCUAAUUUCUUGGUUGUGUAUAAGUUAUUGUUUCAGUUUUAGUAUUUGCCCUUUUUUUUCACAGGAUUCAUAGGAAUAGCUAAUUGGUGCACAUGCCAUGCCAAUCAUGGUUUUAUGCGUUUCCAAUUAUAUAAUUCGGUAUAAAAUUGAAUAAUGUUUUCGUUGCUUUUUUUUUUUUUUUUCCAUUAUUACUUAACUUAGUGGUCCUUGUUAGGUGAUUUUUGAACUCUGGAAAUCAUAGUCAGGUUAGAUUAGUUACUUUUAUUUUUUUAAUUGUUACUGUUUAUUUAUUUACUUACGUAUUUAACUUCUGGACCCGGUUGUUGUUGCUCACACUGGACUAUUGGUUGCCUCUGAUUUUCUAAUUUUUUCCUUUAUUGCUUUUGUAGGUUUUAAUUAUUUGGGCGGAACAUGUCCAAUCGCCGAGGGGUUGAGGCUGAAUAUAUGGCAGAUGAAUAUGAAAUGGAAGAUGUAGAUGAUAUGGAUGAUGAAUCUAAUAAUAGGGAAAGAGGUGGUGUAGAGUCUGACGUUGAUGAAUAUGAUUACUCGAGUGGUAAGGUGGUGGACACUACAGCUGCUCAGGCUAGAAGAGGACAAGACAUACAGGGAAUUCCUUGGGAUAGCCUUAGCAUCACUAGAGAAAGGUAUCGACAAACUAGGCUUGAGCAAUACAAGAAUUAUGAAAAUAUCCCCUUUUCAGGGGACAAGUCCGUGAAGAAUUGUAAAAAUACUACAAAGGGAUACUCAUUUUAUGACUUUAGAAAAAAUUCAAGAUCAGUAAAGUCAACUAUUCUUCAUUUUCAGUUGAGGAAUUUGGUAUGGGCAACAUCAAAGCAUGAUGUAUACCUUAUGUCCCAAUUUUCUAUAAUGCAUUGGUCAUCUUUGACUUGCACAAGGUCAGAAGUACUCAAUGUUUCAGGUCAUGUUGCACCAUCAGAGAGACAUCCUGGGAGUCUAUUGGAGGGAUUUACUCACACUCAAGUCAGUACGCUUGCAGUGAAAGACAAGCUUCUAGUUGCUGGAGGAUUUCAGGGUGAACUUAUUUGUAAGCACCUAGAUCGACCUGGUGUUAGCUUUUGCACAAGAACAACUUAUGAUGAUAACGCUAUCACCAAUGCCAUUGAGAUUUAUGCUUGUCCUAGUGGUGCAGUUCAUUUCACAGCCUCAAAUAAUGAUUGUGGAGUCAGAGACUUUGAUAUGGAGAAAUUUCAGUUUUCUAAGCAUUUUCGUUUUCCCUGGCCAGUGAAUCAUUCUUCUCUCAGUCCAAAUGGUAAACUACUCCUAAUUGUUGGAGACCAUCCUGAAGGUAUGUUGGUGGACUCCCAAAAUGGAAAGACAAUUAUGUCCUUGUCUGGGCACUUUGAUUAUUCAUUUGCAUCAUCAUGGCAUCCUGAUGGUGUCACCUUUGCUACUGGAAACCAAGACAAAACCUGCCGAAUUUGGGACAUGCGGAAUUUAUCCAAGUCAGUGGCUGUGCUGAAGGGCAACCUUGGAGCCAUCCGUUCAAUCAGAUAUACUUCAGAUGGCCGGUACAUGGCUGUGGCAGAGCCAGCAGAUUUUGUGCAUGUCUAUGAUGUGAAAAGUGGGUACGAGAAGGAGCAGGAAAUUGAUUUCUUUGGUGAGAUUUCAGGCAUAUCUUUCAGUCCAGAUACUGAGUCCCUUUUUGUUGGGGUCUGGGAUCGUACAUAUGGGAGCCUUCUUGAGUAUGGCCGGUGUCGAAAGUAUUCAUACCUUGAUUCACUGCUUUAAGUGAAUAUUCAAGGAGAAAUAAGUAACAUGGUAGCCGGUGCACUUGAACAGCCUGUUUUAAUAUCUGAUUGAGUUAGGUUGGUCUAUGUAUAAAUUGAGUAUUGUGCUAUUGUUCUCAGUUGUACUGUUAGGGCGUGUUUGUAUCAGUGUGUGGAAGGUGAGGGGAUGUACAGAAGGCUAGAAGGCGACGAUAGCGCAAUUGGGGUGGAAAGUUAGAAAUGUUGUAUGUGGUUGAUCUUGAGAUGCUUAGUAUCAGUAUGUAAUUUAGAAAACCUGUGCCUGGGGAAACUCAUUAUGGAGAGAUAAAUCAUGAUGUUCCUUGAUCUUUGUCGAUUGACUUG